CUCGAAGACCGUAUACCAGUGACCGUAGACCGUAGACUGUGUACCGUGACAGAGACAAGAGUUUGCUCAAAAAAUCGACGCUACGACAGUCGGUACCGGCAGCUCGGCGGCAGCGCAGCGCAGCGGCCACAGCGAGUCACAUUCGUCGCCGAUCUGACGAUCCAAACAAAACGCCAGCGUCGCUCCAGAGCGCUUCAUAGACAUCGAGCAGCGUGCGGACAGAGCGGUUCGUUGGUUGGAUCGCUGCCUGGUUCAUGGGUUGCGAGGCUAGGCGGCUAGGAGAGCGACGACUACGACUUCCCACCGCGAGUGACUGACAGCCAAACGCUCGUGUCUAAACUGACGGACAGCUGGUCUGGGCCAUAACGUUAAUUUAUUUAAUUCCGCUACUCCGAAAAUCUCGCGCGCGAAAUCAGAAGAGCGAGGCUGCCACAAAGGAGAAGAAAAUCGUCUAUGAACUCGACUCUGGAAAAUCGUGCGCAGGUUUUUCGAAAGCAACAUUCGCCUUGAUAAAUGUUCGGAAAUAAAUAAAUGCGCCAUUUGUGAGAGAGCCGAAAAUACACCAAAAGUGAAUGAACGAGUGCAAAAAUUUGAUUAAUCUAUUCCGAAACAGAAACAAAUUACCACCCAAAAAAAAGAGAUCAGCUUGAACCCGAGCCCAGGCGAUAAGAACGCUUCUAAUAAAUAAAAAAAAACCAAAAAUAAAUGAAUUCAAGUGAGGCAAAGCUACUCCGAAUCGACUCCGAAAGUGCACUAUCCACCAUGCGAACGUUUAAGCGAGGCUUCUUCUGCUCGGACCUGACCAUCCGCUAUCCCUACCACGAGUGCACCAUCUCGGUGCUGAUGCUGCUGGUGCUGCAGCUGCUCCUGCCGAUGCUCCUCAUCAGCGUGGUGGAGAUCAUGCGGAUCUGCAAGCGCUUCCGCAUGCGGCUCUACCUGCGCAACCUGUGGCGCUCCCAGGCCACGUUCAGCUUCGGCUUCAUCGCCACCUUCCUGACCACGGAGCUGGCCAAGCAUGUGGUGGGGCGGCUGCGGCCCCACUUCUACCAGGCCUGCCAGCCGCGCCUGAACGACGGCACCAGCUGCUCGGACCCCCAGAACGCCGACCUGUACGUGGAGCAGUUCUACUGCUCCAAUCGCAACAUCUCGGCCCGCCAAAUCCGCGAGCUGCACGUGAGCUUCCCGAGCGCCCACAGCAGUCUCAGCUUCUACUCCAUGUGCCUGCUGGCCUUCUACGUGCACAGUGUGUGGCAGGGACGGGGCAGCAUUCGAGUGCUGCGACACAUUCUCCAGUUCCUCCUACUAAUGGCCGCCCUGUGUGUCUCGCUCAGCCGCGUGGCCGACUACUGGCACCACUGGUCCGACGUUCUGGCCGGCGCCGUCCUGGGCGUUGUCUAUGCCGCGAUCACCGCCAUCUAUGUGGGCGACAUGCUGCGGCCCCAGCGGCCCCGCACUGGGGUGCCCUGCCCCACCGCCCUCGGGUACAGCAGCGGCUGCCACCACCAUCACCUCCACCAGUUGAUGGCCGAGAAUAAUAAUUCAACCACAUCCACCAAGGUGCACUUUCUGGCCGCGGCCCCCUCUGCCACGAUGACAACCACCACGCCGCUGGACGACAUCCACAAUUCAAAUUCGAAUUCAAAUUCCAAUUCCAAUUCCGAUACCGAUGACGAUGAGGAUGACGAUGAUGUCUAUAAGCCGCCCACAUCGCGGACAUCGACAACGCCGUCACCCUCUGCACUCGACUUGCCAAAUGUCGUCUAAGCCGACGGGCCGGCUGGAAAUCCAGAAGGAGAGAGAGAGAGCUAGAGAGCUAGAGAGAUCUAGAGCUGGAAAGCUGGCGAGCCGAUGUGAUUAGGCUUAUCGUCUCGCAUUGGGCCUGCCGGCUGCUAUUUCGACUAUUUUUCCAUUUAGAAAUCGAAGUAAACAGAAAUAUGUGAUAAGCGCGCGGCGCACUCUUUACCUGAUAUGGCACCUGCCCCGCACCCCGCACAACGCACAACGCACACCGCACCCCUCUGGGCGAUUUACGAAAUCCGAGGCGACAAAUUGUGCAACGAGCAAUGCAUCAAUUUGGUCCGGCAGCGGCCGCACAGUGGGACAAGCAAACAUAGAACUACGACAGUGAAGCACUCGAACCGUGAGCCUUCAACAUGGAACAUUGAACAUCUGUUAUCCUAUCCCUGUUUCCUGGCCCGAGAGCGGCCAUAGAUCGCCCGUUAGGAGCGGGUCCGGGCAGCCGCACAGUGGAACAACGCGAGCACCUGGGAUAUCGUUUGAUUGAUCGACUGUGUACCCGAACGCCAAGUGUCAAAUCGCUUAAAAAUAUCUAAGCACCUGCGUUUAUCUACUCGUCCAUGGAUAGGACUCGACAGCACUGUGGGGACAGCCCCACAUCCAUGGGGAACCAGCAAAGACCCGAAUAUCGAAUCGCUUUUUAAGAUAUCUGAGCAUUUCGGAAGCACUUUCGUUUAUCUACUGUCUGUCCCAUGGUCGCCGGCUGAUACCACUCGGCCGUUAAGAGUAAGAUCAAGCCGCUUUAUAUCUUGGCGGUGGCUACUGGAACUCCGACACCACCACCACCACCACCACCACCACCACCACCCGCUCCCGUACCCCUUCUUCAACUUGUUUUUUUUUUCCUUUUUUUUUUUGUAAACAAUGCCGCAGUCACGUCGCAGUUGCAGUCGCUGCCGCUGCUUCGGCUACCGCAAUUGCUGCUGCUGUUGUUGCCGCUUUUGAAGUGGGCAGACCGCCAACGUGGAGCUUGCCCCAAUCAGCUGCGACAAUCUCUUGGCAGCGACGUCGACCGCACUGCCAGCGGUGGCUGGCCGCUCUGGCAGCUCUGGCAGCUCUUGCCGCUCUGGCCUGCUCGGCUGCAUAGUUUCCAGUCCGAUAAUGCAUUAUAAAUAAUGUUUAAAAAGAAAUCACCACAAAAAUAAAUAAAAGUAUCGGAUGAAUGCGUGGCGCAAGAUUUAUGAGAAAAUCAA
Molecule: messenger RNA, 2990 nt
Organism: Drosophila pseudoobscura
Lineage: Eukaryota; Metazoa; Arthropoda; Insecta; Diptera; Drosophilidae
Gene: laza
Product: lazaro
Exons: 1
Coding region: 706-1764 (352 amino acids)
Biological process (GO): signal transduction; phospholipid dephosphorylation; phospholipid metabolic process
Cellular component (GO): plasma membrane
Molecular function (GO): phosphatidate phosphatase activity
Source: RefSeq, a predicted model, not a curated record